AUGAUAUUGUCCUUGUCGCAAGCUCCCACAAAACCGUUCGAGGUCAAUAAUUGGCACGAGACAGAAUUUGAGGCCAUCAACGGCUACCUUGAAACCCUUCCACAAUUUAGUAUUCGAGACUUCCUCUUGCAAUCCUGGAAAUCUAUUGUGUCUUACUAUUAUGACGAGAGGUAUCCUAACUUUGGCGUAAGACAUUCAUCUGCACCAUACCAGGAAUCAAUAACAUGGGUUGAUAACGAAUCAUCCCAGCAUUCUCAUAUCUCCACUGUCAAUUUCGACACAUGCAACAAAAAGGACACUGAUAAAGCCCCCGAAGAUGCUGCGUCCAAUUGGGAUUCAUGCCAGCAGGGGGGAUCGCAACCAAAUCGGGAUCGGGCGCAGCCGAAUGAGUGUUUGCCGCAAAGAGUUUUGAGCCAUUCGCACCUUAUUUUUCCGGAGACAACUGCUCAAGCAGCCAGGAUACGAAGCUCUGAUGGUCGCCAACACAGCGAUUCCCUGGAAAUUCCUAGCGCCAAUGCACCAAAUUAUGCUCUUGCCGACCAAGGGCACGGCAAUUCUACACUGGAGCUAGAGGAAAAUACAGUGGACGACAGCAUGCUCCGUUCGCAGCGACCUGACCCUGCUUUACUCCCGGUCAAGUUUCGUUUGAUGCCCCACAACAUUUUUAAUGCCGCGCAACUUGGCUUGCCGAUGACCUUGGAGAAUUUCGAUUUAUCGCAGGACACUUUUGAUUCACAGCAACCUGACCAUGCUGUACUUCCCAUCAGUUCGGACAUUGUACCCCACAACAUUUUCAAUGCCGCGCAACUUGGCUUGCCGAUGACCUUGGAGAAUUUCAAUUUAUCGCAGGACACGUUUGAUUCACAGCAACCUGACCAUGCUUUACUCCCCAUCAGUCCGGACAUUGUACCCCACAACAUUUUCAAUGCCGCGCAACUUGGCUUGCCGAUGACCUUGGAGGAUUUCGAUUUAUCGCAGGACACGUUUGAUUCACAGCAACCUGACCAUGCUCUACUCCCCAUCAGUUCGGACAUUGUACCCCACAACAUUUUCAAUGCCGCGCAACUUGGCUUGCCGAUGGCCUUGGAGGAUUUCGAUUUAUCGCAGGACACAUCUUCCUUACUGGCGCAGUUCGUGCCUCAGAACAUGGAUGACUUGUAG
Messenger RNA from Penicillium bovifimosum, 1161 nucleotides. RefSeq lists its product as uncharacterized. The transcript is spliced from 2 exons. The record is from RefSeq and is a predicted model, not a curated record. The coding region runs from base 1 to 1161 and encodes 386 amino acids. Lineage: Eukaryota; Fungi; Ascomycota; Eurotiomycetes; Eurotiales; Aspergillaceae.